CGAGAAUCCUCACACUCGUCCACUCUUUACACAUCCGCAAUCAUGCAUCUCAUCCGCCGAGCAGCUUUCCGCGCUGCGUCCUCGCACGCAGCUUUCUCCUCGCGCUCCAUCACCACGUCCACCCCUUUCGUUCUACGAACGAAAGCCCAAAGCGCAUUCACACCCUCGAUUUUCCGGCGCUUCAACAGUGAUGAAGCUACUGAGAAGUCAUCAGUAGAGUCUGCUGAUGGCGAGCAUGGUUCCGUUCAAUCGGCCAUCGACUCUGCAACCGAGUCCGCAUCCAGCCACGCAUCAGAGUUCGCUGAUACAGCAGCUGAGACCGUGAGCCAGACGUACGAGCAAGCUACGGAGUCCAUCGCCGAUGGUGCGGCAGCUGUUGGCGCGUAUGCUGGCUCUAAUGCUUAUACACCCCGUGAACCCAGACACGAGAGAGCGGGCGGUCGUGGCCGUCAACCGUAUGACAGAAACGGCGGUGGCAGAGGUGGCUAUGGCGGUGAUCGAGGCAGCUAUGGCGGUGAUCGAGGCGGCUACGGCGGUGAUCGAGGCAUGCAGCGUGCCCGUAACGCAGAGAAUCGCAGCUUCGGACCUGACAAACCCCUGAUCCCUACCCCGGGCAUCUACAUUGGCAACUUGCUUUUCGAUGUCACGGCCGCUGAUCUUGAGAGGGAGUUUGCGCCCUUUGGCAAGAUUGGUUCCGCUGUUGUUGCUACUGAUGCUCGAGGAUUGAGCAAAGGAUUCGGCUACGUCGAGUUCGAAACCAUCAGCGAAGCCGCUGCAGCCAUCGAAGCCAAGAACCAAACCGUCCUCGAAGGCCGCCGCCUGGUUGUAAACUACAUGACCAAGACCAAGCGCGAGUCCUCCGGCGGGAACCCACCCUCCAAGACGCUCUUCAUCGGCAAUCUGGCCUUCGAGAUGUCCGAUGCUGAUCUCAACAAGCUAUUCCGUGAGAUUCGGAACGUCAUCGAUGUCCGUGUUGCCAUUGAUCGUCGAACUGGCCAACCAAGAGGCUUCGCACACGCCGAUUUCGUGGACGUGGAAAGCGCGGUGAAGGGCAAGGAGGCAUUGACUGGAAAGGAGGUUUAUGGUCGUGAAUUGAGAGUUGAUUUCAGUGCUGGUAGCAGGGAGGCAAGGGGUGAUGGUGGUGCGCCACCUUCUGGUGGACGAAUCGGGCAACAGGACAGAUACUGAUCAACUCGCUUGAUCACUUUCAUGUCUGCGCUAGCUAGGUGGUUUAGAAUGUACGAUGGGCUGGAGCUGUGCUGGAGAAGGAUCUGUGCAAUUUGAUGGUAGGAGCACGGGAGUUGUAUCAAAAGUUGCGCGGAGGCAUCAUCGGCCUGGAUGGACUUUGGGGACCCUCAUCUUUCUACCUUGUCUUAAAGCUUUCACUUGCUUGUAAAAUAAGGGAUUCUGCGUUUUGGGACAUUGGCGCAGAAAGACUGAGGAUUUCCAAGAUGUUUUAAAAACUCCGCUCACGGCAUAUUAUGUUUGGAAUGGUUGGUUUCUUUUGUAGGACUACGAAGGGCAAAUAGUAGAUCAAUUAAAUACUGUCUACAACUAAAC
Messenger RNA from Hyaloscypha bicolor E, 1560 nucleotides. RefSeq lists its product as uncharacterized. The transcript has 3 exons. Bases 43 to 1188 code for a protein of 381 amino acids. NCBI's taxonomy places the organism in Eukaryota, Fungi, Ascomycota, Leotiomycetes, Helotiales, Hyaloscyphaceae. Gene Ontology annotation, molecular function: RNA binding. The record is from RefSeq and is a predicted model, not a curated record.